UCGCUCGCAGCUCUACACUGACUCCAUUUUGUGAGGGGCUGUUCGCACAGGCACGACACAUUCAGAGAAGAAACAUCAGGUAACGUUAGAGCGAUUCAGCAGCAGUUAAUGAGCGCUCUCUGGAUGUGGGUUGUGGCCUCGAGCCAUUAUUGUUGCAGAAAUGCGAGGAUGAGCGGGUGUCGUAUUUUCAUCGGUCGAUUAAACCCCUCUGCUCGAGAGAAGGACGUCGAGCGGUUCUUCAAGGGUUAUGGAAGAAUCAGGGACAUUGACCUGAAAAGAGGCUUCGGAUUUGUAGAAUUUGAUGAUCCGAGAGAUGCUGAAGAUGCUGUUUAUGAGCUUGAUGGUAAAGAGCUCUGCAAUGAGAGGGUGACCAUUGAACAUGCCCGUGUCCGUCUGCGUGGGGGCCGAGGCCGUGGUGGUGGUGGUGGUGGAGGACGUUUUCCUGGUCGGUAUGCUCGUGGCUCCCAGGACAGUCGGAGGAAUCCUCCACCAAUGCGCACAGAGAAUCGCCUCAUUGUGGAGAAUUUGUCGUCGAGAGUCAGCUGGCAGGAUUUAAAGGAUUUCAUGAGACAAGCUGGAGAGGUUACUUUUGCAGAUGCCCAUCGGCCAAAGCUUAAUGAGGGUGUGGUUGAGUUUGCUACUCAUAGUGAUCUAAAAAAUGCCCUGGAGAAGUUGUCUGGGAAGGAGAUCAAUGGAAGGAAAAUCAAACUUGUUGAGGCAACCAAGAAAAAAUCCAGAACUCGGUCUCGUUCAAAUAGCUCAUCCCGUUCUCGUUCCCGAGGGCGCUCCACUUCACGUUCUCGUAGCCGCUCCCAUUCCCACAGCCCCAAAUCACAUAACCGCUCAAGAAGUCGGUCCCGUUCGGCCAGUGCUUCUCCUGUGCGGCCCAAAGAAGCACCACGCGCUGAAUCAGUGUCACCGCCGCCCCCAGCACAGCGCCCCCCACCGUCCCGUUCCCCGUCUGCCGACAGCCGUCACUAGCCGGCGCUGCCCUGAUUGCUGAGGAAAGCGUCUGUGGUCAAACACUGCAAGAGGCUGAAGUUAGCAAUAUUGUCCCAUCCUUGACCAGUUUUGGUCCCAAAAGUGGAGGAACAGCCUCUCUCCAUGCCAGGAGUUUCACAGCACGGCCUCUGUUGCUACUUUGGAAGGUAUCUGACAGGAGAGUCACUUUAAAUCAGGAAUAUACUGCUGUUUUGUUGAAGUUCAUGUCUGAAAUGGGUAUUUUGUGGUUGUUUGAGUGAUGUUGAGAGAGUCUUAAACUGUUUAAAUAUAUUCAUGGACAAGCCAGUAAAUGUGAUAGUUUUUAGUAAGUUUGACCCUUUGUUGUGAGUUGAAAAUAUUUAAGUAGGGCUUUAUGAAUAAUACAUAGUAUGAAUCAUGAUACAGAACAAAGGAGCGUUUAUUGCGUCAUGAAAAGCUGAUGGUAACAUGAAUUUCAAGUGCAAGAACUGCCACAUAUGAGGAGCAAGGCCAGGCAUUUCAUACCCAACAAAUAAAGUAAAAUGAAGUUUCUAACACUUUGCAGGUCUUUCAACAUUUUACAAAACAGCCUGUGCUGUUUGGGCCAACUAAGUGUUUAUUUUUGUUACCUCAUGAAUAUAUGUGUGAACUGUUUGUAAUGUGGAUGCUUGAAUUAUAAUCAAAGAAUUAUCUAAGUUCCCACCACGCCGCAUGAAAAAAUUGUACUAUAUACAAGCCUAAUCAUAUGUAUGUAUUUAUUUCUCAUUCUGGAUACACAUUUCAAUGUUGCAUUUGUUUAAGUAAUUAUGCUUUUUUGCAAUGCAUUUUUCUUUUAUUUAACAAAACAGGGUUAGAUUUGAAUAUGGCAUAUUUCUGAUGUAUCACGCUUUUGAGUAUUGAUGUGCAAAUCAGGCAAUGUCAGGUUUUGUCUGGAUAUGUUUUGAUGCAUGUGUUACUUUUCUGUACCAUGGUACAAAUAUUACACAUGAAAAUGUUUUUGAACAAUUAUAAAGUUUGUGUAGCACUGUUAAAAAAUAAUAAACUACUGAAAAGCUGUUA
Messenger RNA from Labeo rohita (rohu), 2019 nucleotides. RefSeq names its product serine and arginine rich splicing factor 5b (gene srsf5b). NCBI's taxonomy places the organism in Eukaryota, Metazoa, Chordata, Actinopteri, Cypriniformes, Cyprinidae. Gene Ontology annotation, molecular function: mRNA binding. The coding region runs from base 109 to 981 and encodes 290 amino acids. The record is from RefSeq and is a predicted model, not a curated record. Gene Ontology annotation, cellular component: nucleus; ribonucleoprotein complex; cytoplasm. The transcript has 9 exons.